Podarcis muralis (Common wall lizard) is the source of this 4545-nucleotide messenger RNA. RefSeq lists its product as uncharacterized. The record is from RefSeq and is a predicted model, not a curated record. Gene Ontology annotation, biological process: regulation of transcription by RNA polymerase II. Gene Ontology annotation, molecular function: DNA-binding transcription factor activity, RNA polymerase II-specific; RNA polymerase II cis-regulatory region sequence-specific DNA binding. Lineage: Eukaryota; Metazoa; Chordata; Lepidosauria; Squamata; Lacertidae.
UGCAUUAGCCGAGGGCACCUUCCUGCUCCUCCCCUUCCCAGGAUCAAAAACUUGGGAUUUGAAUUUUAAUAAGGGGGGGAUUUGCCUCUGCAGGGCUGCAGAUCUUCCGCAGCGGGGCUUUGUGCCGUGGGGCUGGGCGGAGGAGAAGCGCUGCGCGAGAGCGCUGGCUGGGGCGAGGAGCCUGGAGCCGUCCGAGCAGGGCGCAGGCAGAUCCAGCUGCCGAGGAGGAAAGGGAGAAACAUCUGGAGGAGCCUGCAAGGCAGGAACAACACAAAGCUGCUUGAAUGGGAAACCUGUUGGCUGCAGGUUCAGCUGGUUUCUUUCAGUUAGCCAUGACUGCUGGGCUGCAUGAGAAAGCGUGUCUAUCCAGUCCCCACAGUGGCAGAUGUUAAGUGGCCGGAGGUGUUACGUAUGCCCAGGUGCUGAUCUAUCCUUUCACCUGGUCUGAGGUAAAAAACUUGGGAUUUGAAGGGGAUACCAGGCUCGAGCACUUGAACUGAGAGAGAACCAACCCUAGGAAGACAAGGGGGCAGGUGUGGAGAUACUUAUGAGGAGCUAAACUGUGGGCAACACCUUGUGGAAAUGGAGGAACAAACCCGAGCAGGCGCCGAGGCAGGAGAAGGAUCUGGGAGAUCAGGAAGAGGCGCUUUUCCAGUCCAGUCUGGUACUCCCCGGGAUUUGUCCCGAUGGGGAACACCGCGCCAGGAAGGGAUACCUCAGCGCUUGGAAGCCCAGUGGCAAGAGUACUUGAAAACUGUCCAGUAUCCCUCUUCAGGGUGGGGAACGCCACAGCUGCCGGACUUGGCUUCGUGGGAUGACUUGGCCACCUUUGACCGCGUGGUGGGUGCCUGCCAGUGGUCUAGAGAAGGGAUGAGCCGCCUCAUGCCGACUCUCAGCGCCGAAGCCCAGCAGGCCUUGAGCAGCCUGAAUGCCAGAGACAGAGGGGACCACGGGAAGGUGAAAGCAGCUGCCUUGCGAGGCAGCUCCAGUGUUGCCGAGACGCAGCGCCAGCGCUUCCGCCAGUUCUGCUACCAGGAAGCGGAGGGGCCUCGCGAGGCCUGCAGUCGCUUACGGGAACUCUGCCAUUGCUGGCUGGAACCGGAGAGCCGCACAAAGGAGCAGAUCCUGGAGCUGCUGAUCCUGGAGCAGUUUCUGACCGUCCUGCCAAAGGAAAUCCAGAACCGGGUCCGAGAACGCGGACCCGAGACUUGUGCCCAGGCGGUGGCCCUGGCCGAAGGAUUCCUUCUGAGGCAGCAGGAGAGUUUGCAGAAUGAACCACAGGACUCUGGUUCGUUCCGGGAGACAGCCACGAAUCUCUCUGAAGGCCAGAGGGCUGUGUCUGAUGCCAGACAGAGGCAUCUUGCUAAGGAGGCCCGACAGCAGGAUAAUGGGAAGACCAGCUUAUUAGGUGCCAAGAAUGCAAACAGAGCUGGUGGUCCAUUUCAUCAAGGGGCCAAGGAAGAGGGAACACGUUCUACUUCCGGGCUGGUUCCUAGGAAGGAGAAAUCCCACAUCUGUAUCGACUGUGGCAAAUGCUUUGCACGUCCAUCUGACCUGGCUAAGCACGAGAACAUCCACACCGGUGCAAAGCCCUUUCGCUGCAUGGAGUGCGGAACAAGAUUCAGCCAGCUGUCUCACCUGACCCGACACCAGAGGAUUCACACGGGAGAAAAGCCACACAUCUGCACCGAGUGUGGAGCAUCCUUUGCCCAGCGGGCCUCUUUGGUUAGCCACCAAAGAGUCCACUCCGGGGAGCAGCCCUACCGCUGCUCUCACUGCCAGCAGUGCUUCAGCCACCAGUCGGCACUCAAGGUCCACGAACGCAUCCACACGGGGCAGAAGCCCUACAUCUGCCUGGAAUGCGGGAAGAGGUUUGUUUCCUCCUCCACGCUGAAGAUACACAAGAGGAUCCACACGGGAGAGAAGCCGUUUUCCUGCGCGGAAUGCGGGAAGCGGUUCAUCCAGCGCUCCAACCUCAUCUCUCACCAGCGAACGCAUUCCGGAGAGAAGCCCUUUUGCUGCGGUGUGUGCGGGAGAAGGUUCAGCUACCCGUCGGACCUGACCAGGCACCAGAAAAUCCACACGGGAGAGAAGCCCUUCCCCUGCGACGAGUGCGAGAGGCGGUUCACCAGGUUCUCGGAUCUUCUGAUACACCGCAGGAUCCACACCGGGGAGCGGCCAUACCGCUGCCUCGAGUGCGGGAGAAGGUUCCGGCAGAAGAGCGCUCUGGUGACGCAUCAGAGGAUCCACACAAAGGAGAAAGCGGCCGAGAAAAGCAAGCCUCUGGUAUCCCCAGAGUCGCAGGCAAAGAGCAAGCUGAAAGCAAGCGAGACUGAAGAGAAGGUAGACGUUCCAGAUAAAGAAAAGAAAGAUGUGUCAAGAGCUUAAAAGGAGCCUGGCUCAGCGUGUUCUCCCAGCUCCUGACUCCUUUCAACCUUACGAAGGAAGGCAAAUGCUAGAGGUUGUGCUGAGGUUUCUUCUGGGUUUGCUGAUAGGUCUCAUUCCUCUUCCAUGCCUGGCCCCUCUCAAGGACAUAGCUUGACUUUGUUUGGGGACAACCUAGCUCAGGACAUAAUAGAAGGUGCAAAUAACCUGCUUUUUCCUUGCCCCCUGUGAUUUGGCUACUGUGACAGACUCACCAGGGCAUUCGGGAAAGAUUGCUUCGCUCUGCAGUGACUGGAAACGUAAUUCAAAGCCCAGUUCCUUGCUUUCUUCCGAUUUUCAGCCUGUCAGAUGGACUCUGGUCCAAAAGAAGUCGCUGGCUCUGCUUGCAAGGCUUGUUCAGAGGACAUUGCUGACCAUGCAGCUAAGGCGAAUGGGAAUUUGCUCCAUGUACUGUACUGCUCUAAAAUUUCCCAGGAUGGAGCUCAAGAAGGGAGGACUCUGGUGAAGUCCUCUCAGGGCUGAUCUGUGUCAUCAUGCUUCUCUGCUUUUUAAGCAAAAUCUCUGUGAAUAUAGAGAUUAAGGGCCUGCCCACAAAAGUUCUUCAGACUGGGUUUCUCACUGCAUAGCUGGACCUGUAGGAAGGAGGGACCUCUGUUCAAAAGCAGCAGGAGAUCUGCUUUUCCAGGUGCUGCAAAUAGUAGAUGACUGUUGCCAUCAUGUUUCCCAUGUGGGGUUUCCUAAGGGGAUGUAUUUGGCCAUUGUCGAAUGCAGAGCAGCAUUUGUGAGAGGGGCAGGUGAACCUUUUCCCAUUAAUGUUACUUGUUCUUUUAUUAGUUAUAUAUAGUAUUUUUUAGUUCAAACUGAUACGGCAGUUAUUGUGUGUAUGUAUAUAUUUUAUUUUGGGUGGAAAGAUUAUUCUGUCCGUUAUAUUUUUGAUGAAGAAUAGUCCCUAAACCUUAGAGUAGCCUUCUACAUGUCGACUCGGCAGCACAUCCCAUUGAGGUCCAUGGGCCUUAGUCCUGGGUAAAUGUGUCUAGGAUUGCAGCCACAGGGUAGAAGUUAGCCUGAAUGAGUAUGUAGGAGCAGAGGGAACAACAUGGAGGUUGCUGUUAAUGGCCCAAAAUCUUUGGGAAUUGUCAAGUCUAGUAUUUAAACUUGAUGUGUCUUUUUACACAGAGAUAGCCACAAAUAAAAAGCAUCAUAAAAGGGGUCUCCUACCUUUUACCUGUAUGAAAUAAGUGAGUAACAUGAGGUCUGUUGGGGGACAGGAGCACCUAGAUUCGUUUUCUUCAACCGUUCUUCAGCAUUGUCAAAGGUGACCAUAUUGUGUAGCUGUGCAUUUGUGGGAUAGGAACACUGCACAGCCCCAUUGUACUGGAUGUGGCUCCUUACUCUCCCCCACCACCCAAACACACUUCAGCAAAUCCAAGGAGAGCCAUACAUAGCAAUUUAUUUGCAUGCCUGAAUCCCAUUGCAGGACCAGGGUAAAUCACACAUAUCCAGAGAUCCAUAUGCCAUGAUCCAUACAUCCACCAACCAGCCAUCGCUUAAUGAUAAUGGCAUCUUUCCCAUGAUGCCACAGAAGCGAAGGUGUCAGAAACAACAUCAGCAGUGAUGUCUGGGAGAUUCUGCUUAAAAGUCCUGCCAUGUUCACAUGGCUCAUGCAUCUGCACAGUGGGGCUCAUUGAAUUAGCAGCAUUAGGUGUGAUCUGGAGCUCUGGCCUGCAUAUUCUGAAAUUGAUUUGUCAGUACCCUUCCCCACAUAUCUCUCUCUCUCUGUCUCUCUCUCUCUCUCACACACACACACACACACACACACGCAAACAUACUCUUCCCCUAUGGAUCUCACAUGUACUUCUGCCCAAACUGAAGCACAUGCACACACAUGUGAUCAAAUCUACAGGCAUUUCUGUGUCCUGUAUGAGUUGUACGUCUUCCACAGUCUAGGGAAUCGCUGCUCUUCAUUUCGGAUACUGAGAACUAAGAUUCUGUGAAGUACACAUUGAUUAAUGUUAGGAGUUGUUUAAAGACUCCAAACUUUUUAUAACCCUGACACACCCUGGAUACCUUGGGAUCCUCUGAUUUAAAUAAACCAUUGGCAGCUUUUAGAUUUGCUUUGUAAAUAAUAAUGAAAUAGCAAUAAAUCAAUGUUUAGUUAUG